ACACACCAGUGAGCUCUAGAGCAAAUUGCGUUCCGUUUGAGGGUUUGCUAUUCUUACCGCCUUUGCAAAACCUCAAACUCCCACCUCCACCGCGCAUCUUCCACUCUCACCUGCGCGCCACCUUGGACAAAUCCUUUCCACAACGCAGAACAUCACUCCCAAGACCUCUAAAACCUACUAUAAAUCCACCGCUGCGUUUCAGUCCAAAUCUCAAUAAUCAUCCCACAAAACCCAUCAUGCCUCCCAAGAAGGUCGCCGUCAGCGCCGACGGAGGCGACGCCGCCCCCAACGGCCUCACCGACAACGAGCUCCGCUUCAUCAAGGCCCUGUUCGACAACAUGACCCAGAAGCCCGACGCCAACUGGGACCAGGUCGCCGGAGACCUGGGCCUCAAGGACGCAAAGUGCGCCAAGGAGCGCUUCCGCCAGAUGUCUGUCCGCCACGGCUGGCGCGACGGCACGACGCCCGCGCCCUCGCCUCGCAAGCUCAAGGGCGGCGCGGCGACCGGAUCGGCCGGCGAUGCAAAGGUCAAGAAGACGCGCUCUCCCCGCAAGAAGGCCACCGCUCCUCCCGUCAAGAAGGAGGAGGAGGAGGAGCAUGACGACGUCGAAGAAAACGAAGAUAAAGACGAGGUCAAACUUGAGGUGAAAGACGAGGUCAUGAAAGACUUGGAGGCUUCUGAUAGCGGCAACUGAGCCUCGGAAUAUCAAUUUUGGGGCUUGCAGUAGAGCAUUGUGUUGUCUGCGGGCACGGCGCAACAAUUUCGAUUGUGGCACCCAUGGUGAGUGUUAUCACGGCAUUCUUUAAGGGUUACAUGCACUGUUAUUUGGCGUCUCGGACGAGGGCUGGACUACAGGAGUUAUUGCUGAGCUUUUAACGCCAACCGGGGACACCGAAAUUAAUACCAGCUAUCGUUCAGAGAAACAUUACUGUUCAUGUCUUUCAUGUAAUUCUGUCAUGAGACUGGCGAACCGAGGCCGUUUGCACGACGGCGCCGCACAAUUAAGGUUAUUUGCGAAACCUCAUAGUCUUUUGGUAACAAAAUAGCCUUCGUCCCUCAUAUCUAGCCAUAUAUUUUGAAAGGAGCCUUGAGUGCAAAUGAAAUACUGGUAGCC
Purpureocillium takamizusanense is the source of this 1115-nucleotide messenger RNA. RefSeq lists its product as uncharacterized. Lineage: Eukaryota; Fungi; Ascomycota; Sordariomycetes; Hypocreales; Ophiocordycipitaceae. The transcript has 2 exons. The record is from RefSeq and is a predicted model, not a curated record. Bases 237 to 695 code for a protein of 152 amino acids.